Toxotes jaculatrix (banded archerfish) is the source of this 3666-nucleotide messenger RNA. RefSeq names its product acyl-CoA synthetase bubblegum family member 2 (gene acsbg2). Gene Ontology annotation, molecular function: long-chain fatty acid-CoA ligase activity. Gene Ontology annotation, cellular component: endoplasmic reticulum; membrane. Bases 264 to 2519 code for a protein of 751 amino acids. The record is from RefSeq and is a predicted model, not a curated record. The transcript is spliced from 16 exons. Lineage: Eukaryota; Metazoa; Chordata; Actinopteri; Toxotidae.
CACCUUUCUCUUUCGCUGACACCAACACACAGGUAGAUACGUUCCCCGUGAAAAACGAAGAGAGAGCCUCAUUUGGCGGGAGCGACCCUCAUCGAAAAGCGAAGGCGCAGUAGCAGGAGCUGAUACGGGGAGAUGAGCCCCUUCACCGCCUGUUCCUCAGCUGGUUUUCUCUCCAGAGCCAUUGGAUCAUAUACCUUCUGUUUUCUGUCCACAGUCCACACUAAAUAGUGACCUUGUGUGAACCCACUCCUGAAACUGUGGUGAUGGAGCCUCCCAGAGCAGACAGCGUCCUGGAGUCUUCCUGUGGUGCAGGAGACAGCGCAGCCUCUCUUGAUGACGUCGCUGUGGAUACAGCCAAUGAGUCUUCAGAGGAAGAGUCCACAGGGGAAAGGGAAGAGGAGAUUGGUGCCCCUAAUGGAGUCACCAGCAGCACCAAGACUACAGAGGUCCCUGCUGGGCAGACCUCAAACACACAAACAGUGAACGCUCAGCGCCCAAACUCCUUGUCGGUGCCGGCAGCAGCAGAGCCCAGCCUGUGGACAUCACAGGGCGAUGCGGAGGUGAAGCUAAGGAUGGAGGACUCUGGCCUGGCCGCUGAACCCCCCCUCACUAUCAACCAAAUGUUCACCUCAGCCGUGGAGCGCUUUGGUGACUAUACAGCUCUGAGCUGGAAGGAGGGCGAGCAGCAGAAGAGCCUGAACUACAAAGACUACUACCAGGACUGCCGCACCGCCGCCAAGAGCUUCCUCAAGCUCGGUUUGCAGCGCUACCACGGCGUCGGCAUCCUGGGCUUCAACUCGGUGGAGUGGUUCGUUGCUGACAUUGGAGCCAUCUUGGCAGGUGGUUUUGCUGUGGGGAUCUAUACCACCAACUCUGCUGAGGCGUGUCACUAUGUAGCAGAAAACUGCAAGGCCAAUGUCAUCGUGGUGGAGAACCACAAACAGCUGCAGAAAAUCCUUCAGAUUGAAGACAAGCUUCCACACCUAAAAGCCAUUAUCCAGUACAAAGAUGCACUAAAAGAGAAGAGGCCCAAUCUGUACACAUGGGCGGAGUUCAUGGAGCUCGGCCGUGACGAGCCUGACGCUCCCCUCGAUGCGAUUAUCUCCAGCCAGAAGCCCAAUCAAUGCUGCACGCUCAUCUACACCUCAGGAACCACAGGCCAGCCCAAAGGAGUCAUGCUGAGCCAUGACAAUCUAACAUGGACCGCGCUCUCCACCAGCCGUCACGUGCGCCUGACAGACGCCACCCAGGCUCAGGAGUCAGUGGUUAGCUACCUGCCGCUCAGCCACAUCGCGGCUCAGAUGGUGGACAUCUGGGUCACCAUGAAGGUCGGAGGGGCGACCUACUUCGCUCAGCCAGAUGCUCUCAAGGGCUCUCUGGUAAACACCUUGAAGGAGGUGCGUCCCACAGCUUUCAUGGGCGUCCCGCGUGUAUGGGAAAAGAUGCAAGAGAAGAUGAAAUCUGUCGGAGCAAAGUCUUCGACUGUGCGCAGGAAAGUGGCUGCCUGGGCCAAAGAUGUCGGUCUGCAGACUAAUCUCUCCAAGCUGACCCAAAACGGAGCAGUUGGCCGCACGCCGUUCAGCUAUCACAUAGCCAGAAAGCUUGUGUUCAAAAAGGUGCGUAAGGCCCUGGGCUUGGACCGCUGCAACAAGUGCUACACAGGCGCUGCACCUAUCACCAAAGACACUUUGGAGUUCUUCCUCAGCCUGGAUAUUCCUCUGUACGAGCUGUACGGCAUGAGUGAGAGCACCGGACCUCACACCGUCUCCCUCCCUGAUGCCUUCAAGCUCACCAGCUGUGGUAAAGAGAUCCCAGGGUGCAAGACGAAGCUGCACAACCCAGACGAGGAGGGAAACGGGGAGAUCUGCUUCUGGGGUCGCCACGUCUUCAUGGGUUACCUCAACAUGCCUGAGAAGACGGAGGAGGCUCUGGAUGCAGAGGGCUGGCUGCACUCAGGUGACCUGGGAAAACACGACGAGAGCGGAUUCCUCUUCAUCACAGGGAGAAUUAAAGAGCUGAUCAUCACAGCUGGAGGAGAAAACAUCCCUCCUGUUCCCAUCGAGGACGCGGUGAAAGAGGCCGUGCCGCUGAUUAGCAACGCCAUGCUGAUCGGAGAUAAGAGGAAGUUUCUGUCUAUGCUGCUCACCAUUAAGUGCCAGGUGAACCCCGAGACAGGCGAUCCAGAGGACGAGCUGUCACCAGAGGCCGUGGAGUUCUGCAGGAGGCUGGGCAGCAACGCCACGCGUGUUUCUGACAUCGCAGGCGGCAAAGACCGGGCGAUCCACACCGCCAUCCAAGAAGGAAUCAACAGAGUCAACCAGAAUGCAACCUCCAACGCUCAGCGCAUCCAGAAGUGGAUCGUUCUGGAUCAGGACUUCUCCGUUGGUGGAGGAGAGCUGGGUCCUACCAUGAAGCUGAAGCGUCCGGUGGUGCUGAAGAUGUACAAGGAGCAGAUUGAGAACUUUUACAAAGAGCUGGCGACUCCGACGACUCCUGACAACCCGCUGCCUCCCAAGUAGAGCUGCUCCUCCACCUGCAGGGAGAUCCAGACUGUCUGUUAACAUGCAGACACACUCCACCUCAUUCGUGCAACCUCUCUCUGUCGCCAUCGUUUGUUUUUUUUUUCCUCUUGUACACGUUCUGAUUGCCUUAAUUUUUUUUUUCAUUUUUGUUCUGUCUUGGUUUACAUUUGUGGCAAGAGAAUUGAGAAGAAGCCAUUGUAAAAUAGCUUUAUGAUUUUGAAGAUUCAAUAAGCUGAAUUCAACUAUUUAUUUGUGUUAUUGGAAUGAGCACUAAUAUCCGAUAGAUGAAGUGGCAGCAGCUGUAUGUAAGAAGAAUUUAUUGUGCUGUAAUACUUGAGGGAAAAAACAAAAAAAAACGAAAAAACGACAUCAAACAAAGACAACGCAUUUAUAGGAUUUUUGAAGGAGUAAUUUGUGUUUUUUGAAUAUGUUUUUCUUUAUUUAUUUUCAGUCUGCCAAAGUUUACAUGGGCAUAUAGAGCUUCAAAUGAAGAAGCAUUUCUAAGAAAACACUUCAUAUGAAAAUUCAGCAACCAUAUCAAAUGUUUACUGGCCUUUUACAUGUACUUGGUGGUUUUUCUCUGCUCUUUACCAGCCUGGGUUUAAAGACAAUAAUCAUUUAUUUUGUACACGAGUUCAAAAAAAGUCAAAUGUUUUUCUUCAAAGGUAGACGCAGCCGUAGACACGAAUAGAAGUUUAUCUCAUAAAUAAGCAUCCAAAUUGCGUUUUUCAUGCUGUGUGAACACGUCAUUUAAGCCAUACAUUUUGCUUUUUGUAACUGUAAAGUCAAACUGUUGUUCUGUGUGCCGACUCGUUGCAGCCUACACACCCGCCUGGUAAUGUUGAAACGUUUUCUAAACAGUCCGUCUGUGUGUAGACCCGCUGUGAUUUUGUCAAUUGUAUUGUAAAUACCUUUUGCCUACAUGUCUCACUUAUCUUUAUUUAAUUUUAUGUUAUGUUUCGGUUGAUUUUUUUUUUUUUUUUAAAGCCUAGAAAUCUCAAAAAAAAACAAAAAAAAAAGAAAGUUUUUGCACUCGCAUACUGAUAAUGUGUAACAGGAUUGGAAAAUGUACAUAAUUUAGGUGAGAAAGGCAAAUAUAUCAGUCGCAUUAAACUGCCCUUAUUGGUCUGUCGCCAUACCUUAU